Penicillium brevicompactum is the source of this 2226-nucleotide messenger RNA. Its product is annotated as putative metalloreductase transmembrane component. The record is from RefSeq and is a predicted model, not a curated record. Gene Ontology annotation, molecular function: ferric-chelate reductase activity. The transcript has a single exon. Gene Ontology annotation, biological process: iron ion transport; intracellular iron ion homeostasis; copper ion import. Gene Ontology annotation, cellular component: plasma membrane. The coding region runs from base 1 to 2226 and encodes 741 amino acids. NCBI's taxonomy places the organism in Eukaryota, Fungi, Ascomycota, Eurotiomycetes, Eurotiales, Aspergillaceae.
AUGCUCGCCUCUAUCAUAUCCCUCGCCAAGCGCAUCAAUGUCCCGGUGACAGCAUCGACAACUGCGGCCGAGGCCGCUGAGAUGCGACGAGACCCAUGGUCCAAAUCAGCAAAAUAUGGAGUGGGAUUCGUGUAUUUUGCUGUCGUCCUUCUUGUUAUAGCUACUUUCAUCCGAUGCUGGCACAAAUGGGGCGAUAAGAUGCGGAUUGCGCAUUAUAAAGAGAACCGACCCGAAAUAUACCGCGAUGACUCGGUGCCAGAUGAGUACGAAUUACCAAGCGCAGGCACCGAUGCCUCCAAUGCCCAUUUCUUCCCAUCGCCGACCGUCACAUCCCCAGUAAAGAGAAAUGAGUCAAUUCUUGCUAGGAUCGCCCCUUUGAACAAGACGAUUGCUUUCAUGCGGUGGAUCUUCUAUCGACCAAUCCCUACUUUGAAAAUCGGCAGCUUGGAGGUCGUUUUCCCGUCUUUGGCAGUUACGGUGAUCGUACUGGUUGCAUUGAUCUUCGUCACAUUAUAUUGCUUUGUGCCCCAGCCCUUGUACUACUGGUCAAUUGCACUCGGCUCUCCACCUCUGGCUAUCCGAGCGGGAAUGCUCGCAGUGGCCAUGAUACCUUGGAUUGUCGCUCUCAGCACGAAGGCAAACUUCAUCACAUUGAUGACUGGCUUGGGCCCCGAGCGAUUGAAUGGACUUCAUCGUUGGUCGGCAUACAUCUGCCUCUUCCUCAGUCUGGUACACAUGAUUCCCUUCUACAUCACUCCAAUUUGGGAACACGGUGCUCUCGUCAACUACCGUUUGGGUAUUCCACCCCAUGCUUAUGUAUACGGAACCGGUAUUGCGGCUCUAGUGCCUUUACUCGUUCUGUGCAUACAUUCGCUUCCGAUAUUCCGUAAAUGGAUGUAUGAACUUUUUGUCUUCGUGCACAUUCCAGUGUCGUGGAUUUUUGUGGCAAUGCUGUUCUGGCACACAAGGAACUAUUUGCAAUCCUGGGCCUAUCUGUUCACGACUAUUGCUAUUUGGAUUAUCUCCUACGCCGUUCGCCUAUUCUACCUGAACUGGACGAAUCCUCUGCGCACAUCAUCCUUCCUGAUUGGAGAAGAGUCGGCAUUAACCCUUCUCCCCCAAAAUGCAAUUAAAGUCACGAUUCCUACGAAGAUGCGCUGGCGACCUGGCCAGUACGUCUACCUCCGACUGCCAAGGAUUUCUGUGGUCCAAAGCCAUCCUUUCACAAUCGCCUCGCUUUGCAGUGAGGACUUUCCGUCUGCAUAUGGCGAGAAGUACCGUGAUAUGACGCUGGUCUUCCGUCCGUUCCAAGGAUUCACUCGUGAGGUUUUCCAAAAAGCCCUGGAACAUGGACCGUACAAGACCUACAGCGCAUUCGUAGAAGGGCCCUACGGUGGUAUGCAGCGUGAGAUGGCUGCCUUUGACGAUGUGGUCUUCUUUGCCGGAGGCAGUGGCAUCACAGCUAUCGCAAGUCAAUUGCUAGACCUGAUCAAGAAAAUCAGAGAUGGAAAGGCCAUCACCAAGUCCGUUCGAGUCAUUUGGGCAUUGAAAAGUCCAGAAACAAUGGAAUGGUUCCGAGAAGAGCUGCGAAUCUGCCGUGACUAUGCACCUUCAAAUAUCGUGAAUUGUCAUUUCUUCCUCACCGGAAUGAAGGUAGAUGACCAAGCUGGACGGGACAUUGUCCAAGAGAAGAUCUAUGGCAUGCUGCAAGGCAUCGACAAGCGCAACUCUGCGUACAUUCGCGCCGAAGCUGCUGGGAACCCAGACAUUGAAAAAGAACUUCGUCGGGAGAACGAAGACGGGAUAGCUGCUCUUCCCAAUGCAUACACAGCAGCUCAUGUAGCCAACACUCGCCAAUACUACCAGCCGGCAAUAGACCCUUACGCGUCGCCUGGAUCGAUGGGACAUGGCAAUCCAAACUUCGACUUUGGCUUUGGGGCAGCUCAAUCUGUGCCACAAAGGCCACCGCCGGCGCCUGCACCACGCUUUGCUUAUUACCAAGGGCGGGCGCGCGAUAACUGGCGUACUGACUACUUCCGUCCUAAUAUUCCUCAAAUCAUCAAUGAGUUUUCGAAGACCUUUGGCCGCCGUGCGUGCGUCUUUGUUUGUGGUCCACCCAGUAUGCGUGUUGAGGUUGCCAACAGUGUGGCAAAACUGCAGAUGCAGGUCAUGACAGACUCCUCGAAAGAUGAAAUCUUCUUACAUGCGGAGAACUAUAACAUCUAA